This is a messenger RNA of Dryobates pubescens (Downy woodpecker), 5055 nucleotides long. It is a transcript of the gene CREB1, whose product is annotated as cAMP responsive element binding protein 1. The record is from RefSeq and is a predicted model, not a curated record. Gene Ontology annotation, cellular component: ATF4-CREB1 transcription factor complex; nucleus. Bases 207 to 1190 code for a protein of 327 amino acids. Gene Ontology annotation, biological process: regulation of transcription by RNA polymerase II. NCBI's taxonomy places the organism in Eukaryota, Metazoa, Chordata, Aves, Piciformes, Picidae. The transcript is spliced from 8 exons. Gene Ontology annotation, molecular function: protein binding; cAMP response element binding; DNA-binding transcription factor activity, RNA polymerase II-specific.
GGCGCGCUCGGCGCUUGCUCCCUGGCUGGCGCUCCUCAGUCGGCCGCUGCCUGCCUGUCGCCGGGCUGGGAGCGCCUGUGUGUGUGAGUGACGCGGCGGAGGUGUAGUUUGACGCGGUGUGUUACGUGGGGGAGAGAAUAAAACUGCGGCGAGAUCCUAGGCGCGAACGAAAGCAGUGACGGAGCAGCCUGGUAACCGGUAACUAAAUGACCAUGGAAUCUGGAGCAGAGAACCAGCAGAGUGGAGAUGCAGCCGUUACAGAGGCAGAAACCCAACAGAUGACAGUACAGGCACAGCCACAGAUUGCAACGUUAGCCCAGGUAUCUAUGCCAACAGCUCAUGCAACAUCUUCUGCACCCACGGUGACCCUAGUUCAGCUGCCCAAUGGGCAGACAGUUCAAGUGCAUGGAGUAAUUCAGGCUGCCCAGCCAUCAGUUAUUCAGUCUCCGCAGGUCCAGACAGUUCAGAUCUCCACUAUAGCAGAAAGCGAAGAUUCACAGGAAUCAGUAGACAGUGUCACAGACUCACAGAAACGAAGAGAAAUUCUUUCCAGGCGACCCUCCUACAGAAAAAUUUUGAAUGACUUGUCCUCAGACGCCCCAGGAGUGCCAAGGAUUGAAGAAGAAAAGUCCGAAGAGGAAACAGCAGCACCUGCCAUCGCCACUGUUACGGUGCCAACUCCCAUUUACCAAACCAGCAGUGGGCAGUACAUUGCUAUUACCCAAGGAGGAGCAAUACAGUUGUCUAACAAUGGCACAGAUGGGGUACAAGGUCUCCAGACGUUGACUAUGACCAAUGCAGCUGCAACCCAACCUGGCACCACUAUUUUACAGUAUGCACAGACCACAGAUGGACAACAGAUACUUGUACCCAGCAACCAAGUUGUUGUACAAGCUGCUUCAGGAGAUGUGCAGACCUACCAGAUUCGCACUGCCCCUACCAGCACCAUUGCACCAGGCGUAGUCAUGGCAUCCUCUCCAGCACUUCCAACCCAGCCAGCAGAAGAGGCCGCACGGAAGAGAGAAGUGCGUCUAAUGAAGAACAGAGAGGCAGCACGUGAAUGCCGCAGGAAGAAAAAGGAGUAUGUGAAAUGUCUAGAAAAUAGAGUGGCCGUGCUUGAAAACCAAAACAAGACACUGAUUGAGGAGUUGAAAGCACUUAAGGACCUUUACUGCCACAAAUCUGAUUAAUUUUGGAUUCCCAUUUUCACUUGUCCAGGUGGGAUAGAGACUGGUUCUGGCUAUACCCAGAAAGACAAAGUAAACUUUUUAUUUUCUAAACAUUUCUUUUUUUCUAUGCGCAAAACUGCCUGAAGCAACUACAGGAUAUACUUCAUCUGUGCUUUGCAUCAAACUGUGAAUGUUCAAGUAUUUGCCUCCACUUCUCCCCCUACAAGAUUAUUUUCAUCAUCAGUCUCAGCGUGAAGAAGGAAAACAGGCUUUUUUUCUCGUCUCCCCAUCCACUUCAAGGAGCAACAAUGGUCACUUGGGAAGUUACUUUGGGGAAGGUUCUUUCCUAACGAUUUGAAGAAUUUGUGCUGAGCUCUUCCCAUUGCCUUAGAGACAGAGCUACCCCAGCCUCUAGGUCCGGAGAACUGUGGGCCACAUAUGUGGAGCAUUCAUGGUGCAAUGAAGAAGCAAUGGUUGCCAAAUUGGUUUCACUUGUUCAUUAUGAACUAUAGAAAUACACAGCUAAGCAGCAUGCCAAAUGAAAGGCACUCAACAGUCACAUUCUUGGUGUGGAGAUAACAUGCCUUUUGCAAACUAGCCCAGGAAGGGUUUUUAUUUGUAUUCUGUAUUAAGCCCUCCUGGACUAGUAAAAAACUCCAAACCUCAGAAACACCUCACUAGUUGGUUUCUUCUUGAAGCUUAUGUGUUGCAAGCAUGUUCAGCAUUCUGAAUGGACAAAAAGGAAACACCAGCUUCAUAGGAUAUUGGUUGGGAGAUUGAGUGGGAAAGGAAUUCAGAACAAAAGGUAAAAUAGCGAUGCUUUUAAAACUGCCACAUAAUAAGCAAGGGUAACACAUGAAAGCACUACCUGUUGGUAUGCAGAACAGCUAAGCAAUUGAAGCAUGGCCAAACUCCACAUAUAUGCUCCCUGAUGACAAUAUAGUCUGUGUCCCAAGUCCUCAUUUCCCAACCACUAUCUUGUGUAAUGGAAAUAGUUGUAGUCAAAGGAAACAUCAGUCUGGUUUGCUAGAUUCCUUUUCAAACUUUGAGGCUGCGUAAAUUAACUACCGGGACAACCUCAAACACUGAAAAAGACUUCAAACACAAAUAUUCCAACUUCUGCUUCACAAGGGAAGAUAGUAAUUAUUUGAACCUGGCCAGGCUAGCUAAAUUCUUAAUUUAUUCUAUGGAUUUUUUCAUGUAAAGGGUCAGAUUUACUGAGUAAUUUAUUUCUCCAUGUAGAAUUACUCACGCUUCUAUUGUUUGCAAGAUGGAAUGUUUUGUGUGCACUGAGGAAAUACAAUCUUUCCCAGAGUUGCUUGUUAAAAAUGUAGUUCAUGUUUAAAUCAACUCUGUACUAAGAAAGGACUUAAAAAGAAUCAGGCUCAAAAAGAACCAAAAAAAGGAAUGUCAAGAAGGUGUCAAAAAGAAUCAUGUGCAGUUUGUUUACUGCCCUUCUGAUGCCAGUCCCUUGAUCUUGGGUCAUUUGAUGGAGUCAAGUUUACUUUGGGCUUCUGGUCAAACUUUUAUGUACAGUGAUACAGGAAUAAGACUCUGGUCUGUACUAAUGCCUUGCCUGGCAAAAGUAUGGAGAGUAUUUUUUUUCCAUGUUCACUCUUACCUGUUUUUAAGAUAAAUUUCAAACACAAGCUUCUAAAAUGGUUUUACAAUCCAUGUGAUGUUACAAGAACAUUUGGAAAACUCUGGGCAGCUGAGUCUCAAACAGCUAAACAGUGUUAGAAGUUCUACUUUUCUCAUUUGAGAGGGCAUUCAGUUUCCAAGAGACAAGAGUUUAAAAGCAGUAGGAUUGUUGUUAAAUCUCGAGUUAUCAAUAAUUUCAAAUUAUGUUUCUAUUUCAGGAAGAGAACGUGAGUAUCAGAAUUAUGAGACAAAUAACUUUCACAGGUUUUGAGGGGAUUUAUAAGUGUCUAUUUUUAUCUGCCCUAGAGAAUUGAUGGAUUUCAUGUUUUUAUUUAGUGGAGGAAGAAUUUAUUAGUUUAGCAAUGCAAAUUUAAAGAAGACCCUAAAUUCUUAGCAGUGUUUUUAUUAAAAAUGUCUGAUUCUUAAAAGCAGAGAAUACAAACACAUGCAACGGUUACCAGCUUUUCAGAUCUAAUGCUGAAGCAGAAAUGUUGCUAAUGCAGGAGUCGCUCUUGUAAAACAUCAGGCUCACGAUGGCCUUAUUUACACAAUGAUACACAAUGGUUCCUCCACCUUUGAGAAACACAGAAAAAGCUGCACAUGCCUACACUAAAGCUUUUUCUUUUGCAAAAACUUGUGGUUUUGCAGUGAACCUGAAUGAGGCUGGCUGUGAUCUGAGAGCUGUUCCUGGUGGGUAACAAGCACUGCGUAGCGCUUGCUGAUAGCCACUUGGCACAAAGCCUGGAUGCCGAAUGAAUCAGGGAGCCUAAAUUGGUACCCAGAGGGGGUUCUUCUAGUCUAGGGCUGGUGCAGAUUUCUGUGGCAGUGAGAGAAGAACCGUGUUACUGGUGUGUCUGCGUGGUCUGCAAGGAGUCCGUAGUGUUAUUAGUCAAGACCUCAUUAGCAGUUAAUGUUUCACUAAGAAAAAGAAAGUUAUUUUAAAGUAGGUAGGGAUCUGCAAGAAUCUUUAUUUUUAAUUUAUGCUGGACUGAGGAUUUAGGGACUGGGAUUUAUUUAAUGAAAAUUUUAAAUCACAGUAAUAAAAUAUGUCAGAGCAAGUAGAGGGCUGGCUAGGGUUACCCAUACUUUACUGUUCAUAUUGAUCCACAAAGGGAAGAAAUAUGACACAGGAAUGCAUUCACAUGUUACUUACUAGGUAGUGAGGUUGGGGUCAUCAGCUUUUUUAAACUAAGGCCAUUUGGAAGUAGGAAGGAAGUUAUGCUGGCAAGGGGAAGGGAGGGAGAGUUAGUUUUAUAUCUCACAGUUGUGAGUUUUCAAGAAUUGAUAGCCUGUUUUACCUAAAGAAAGGGUUAGAAAGGGCUAGAUCCAUUAUGCUCAUAAUAAACAAGAGUUGAUUUGAAAUAUAAUUUUUGUAAUGUCAUUAUUUUGCAAAACAACAGCACCGGUCAGGCAGUUAAGAUAUUGUCAGAGGUGCUCUUUUAAUUUAGAUAUUCUUGGAAAAUACAUAUGUAUAAUAUAUGUACAUAUAUAUAUAUAUACACACAGUAUAUAAUCUACAGCUCUGAGAGCUUUUAAGUCAGGAAUGCUGAGUAUUAUAGUAUAUGGAGGUCAAAAAAAAGUUUUUACUUUUCUGUGUGUGUCUGGGUGUGUGUGGAUGUGUGCGCGUGUGAAAGCUUCCUCCCGUCACAGUAGUUCUGGGCUGCAUUAUUCUAGCGCUUAUUGCUGAUUUGUUUUGUGCUGUUUUUCAGUUACUCAUUUUCAAGAAUUUUAUUUCAUUUUUCACAGCUUUUGUGAGGUUUAUUUUUGGGUUUUUUUCUUAUUGAUGGAGGUUUGUGAAAUGGUGUAAAACAGUUGUUUUACAACUACCACCCCCCAGAAUAAUUCACUUUUGUGCUUUUUCUCUUUGGCAGCUAUGUUAUCAAAGGCAAAGCAAUGGGAAGGUUGUUAAGGUGUUAUUUUCUAAAGGAACCACUGGUAAGACUUCGGUUUUCCUCCUGGGGUAGUGGCGAUGCAAUUUUAUUUAAGCAGCUAUUUCACCGGAAUCAGGUAGUUGCCAGCACCAUUGCCUGUAUCAGAAAGCACAUUUUUAGCUUGUCAGGACUGUACAGGUACCAAGAGGUUCUGGCUACUCUGUAGCUGAUAUUUGCAUUGUAGACCACUGUCCUCUUUGGUACUUGUACGUUGAUCAGAAAAUUUGUGGGGUGUUUGGAAUCAUUAAGAGGCUCAGGAAAAAAAAAAAAUUAGUAAGGAAAAACAGCCCUAAUAGUUUCUGAUCCAAACCUGU